This is a messenger RNA of Yamadazyma tenuis ATCC 10573, 915 nucleotides long. RefSeq names its product pyridoxal 5'-phosphate synthase. The record is from RefSeq and is a predicted model, not a curated record. Lineage: Eukaryota; Fungi; Ascomycota; Pichiomycetes; Serinales; Debaryomycetaceae. Gene Ontology annotation, cellular component: nucleus; cytoplasm.
UUAUCCAUCAACCCACAAUGCUUCCUGAAUCCGCCACAAAACUCCUCAAAUCCACCCGGUUCUUGCAUCUCGCCACCAGCUACCAGGAUGUGCCACACGUUUCGCUCAUGAACUACACCUUCUAUCAGGACAAUGGAGAUGAUUACGUGAUCAUCACUACCCCCGCCAACACCACCAAGUACCACAACAUCAAACAUAACCACCGGGUAUCGAUGUUGGUGCACGAUUGGAUCAGUGCCAAACCAGACGAUGGAAACUCCAGUUCCGGCACUUCCACUGGGAGACGUAACUCGCUCUACGACUUGAUCACCAAUCUCAACAAAACCCAACUCAGCAGCGUUUCAGUGAUGGUGGACGGGGAAGCGGAAAUCGUGCCAGAGCUGGACGGCCGCCACAAAUUCUACCAUUCACUUCACAUGAACAACCAGAAUAUUGACACCCAGCAGUUGGAUAAUUACGUGAAAGCAGACACUACCGAAUUAAUAGUGGUGAAGGUGACUGGAUGUAAAAUCACAGACACCGACAAUAAUGUGGUGGAGUAUUAGGGAAGAAUGUUGGACGACUAAUGGCUGAGGCUGAUGAGAGGGGCUGAUAGAGAGGCUAAGGUUAGCAGAGGCUUAGACGGUGAAGACGCGGUGAAAUGAGAUUCAUUUCUGGAUGUUUACUUUCAAUCUGUCAUUAGUUCAACAUCCAGGUAGUGUCUUGAUAUGUCAUUGGUUCACCAUCCAGUUACUUCAUCGAUACUUAAUGCCAAUGCAAGAGAGAGCAUCGCUCAUAUACGAACCUGAUGAGAUCCUUGACUUUCCCAAUAAUGUAGGUUCGAUCCGUAAAAAUCCCGCAGCCCCCCUAACCCUAUCUUAAGGUUACACUAUUUAUAUUUCUGAGUAAUUUAUAUUCAAAUUUACACGUAUCUUA